Didymosphaeria variabile is the source of this 2043-nucleotide messenger RNA. RefSeq lists its product as uncharacterized. The transcript has a single exon. Gene Ontology annotation, molecular function: polyamine oxidase activity; L-amino-acid oxidase activity. Gene Ontology annotation, biological process: amino acid catabolic process. NCBI's taxonomy places the organism in Eukaryota, Fungi, Ascomycota, Dothideomycetes, Pleosporales, Didymosphaeriaceae. The record is from RefSeq and is a predicted model, not a curated record. Bases 1 to 2043 code for a protein of 680 amino acids.
AUGAAAGGUGUUUUCAAAGCUUCGUCUGCUGUGCUCUCAUUGGCAAGCAGCGUUGUAGCUGGGCCCCUCAACAGCCGCUCAGAGAUCAUUCUUUUCAAGGGCCCCUUCAAGGUUGCUUCUGACUCUGUUCACAAUGUCCACAUUGGAUACGGCGAUGAUUCCUUUGAAGGAGAUGUCCAAAUUGUCUACGGAGCGUGUGACAUGGCUGGCAGCCACGAACGACACCACGAGCUUGGAUCGACCUUUUUCCGACGCGAUGCCCGUCCAGAACGUUUAGUUUGGAUUGUUCCCGAUGAAGCUGUUCAUGGAGGCUGUCUACAUGCAUAUUCUGGAUCCGCCCUCAUUGGCCGUUCGGAACCCAUUGCCAUUACCAGUAACUACCAGAAACGAGAAGACAUGUCCAAGAUCUCAGACUGGAGUGGCCCAUGGUUCGACGGCGUCGCUUAUCUCCAGAAUAAAGUAAAUAGUGCGUCGUUCGUCGCGGUCGAGAAAAGCAAGAAGAUCGCAAUCGUUGGCGGAGGCAUGUCCGGUCUCUUGACAAGCCAUCUAUUGACAUCUGUCGGAAUCAACGACUGGCACAUUACUGAGAGCUCUCAGCGUAUUGGAGGCCGUAUUAGGACGAAGUACCUCGCCGGAACGACACCUGAUCAAUAUCAAUACCAGGAAAUGGGCCCGAUGAGAUUUCCCGUCAGCACGAAAUAUACCGAUACCAACGAGACGCUUGAUAUUAACGACCACAAGAUGGUCUUCCAGCUUGCCGACACAUUGAACAAGCUGAACGGUAACGAUUCGACACUGGCAGUCAACUUCAUUCCUUGGAUCCAGGCAAGUCCGAAUGUCCCAGCCAACUCCAAUGGGUACAGGCUGCCGAACGGUCGCAUCCCCAGUGCAGCCCAGGUUAAAGCCAAUUCGAGUUUGGUACUACCUACAGCUAAGCCAGAUGACUAUGAUGAAGAAGUCGUCACAAAAGCUGAAGACGCGCUCGCAGCCUUUUACGACGAGACCCCAGAGCGUCUCAGAAACGCAUCCCAAAGCAUCUACAAAGCUCACAAGGAGGCCAUUGAGAGGGGCCUGUUCCACUGGUCCGAGGCUGCUUACCUGAGGUACCAUCUGAACAUGAGCGCCGAUAUGGUCGACUAUGUCGCCGGCGCAGGCUCCGACCCCAUGUGGGAUCUUUACGAUACCGUCUACUUUGGAGCUACAACCUGGCGAACUAUCGACAAAGGUCUGGAAUCGCUUCCUCGCGCUUUCUAUCCGCACGUCCAGGACAAGCUUACUCUUGGUCGUAAGAUUGAUGGUAUUAUGUACAACAACGACACGGGCAAAGUUAGUCUCACUUGGCGUCAGGACCAGUUUGCUAUGGAGCCCGAGAAAGAAGAGUACGACUAUGCCGUGGUCGCAGUGCCUUUCUCCAAAGUCAGGACAUGGAAACUCCCGCAGUACUCGUCUCUUUUGUCUCGGGCCAUUCAAACGAUGAAUUACGCGCAAUCUUGCAAGGUGUCUCUCAGAUAUAAAACUCGGUUCUGGGAGCAUCUGGACGAACCUAUCAUCGGUGGUUGCGGUGCCGUGGACAUUUACGGCAUUGGCUCUGUCUGCUACCCCUCAUACCAGAUCAACUCCACCAGACCAGGUGUGAUCCUUGCUUCAUACUCCAGUGGAACUUCUGCGCGCUCACUCGCUGCAUUGAGCACCGAAGACCACGUCGCCCGCGUUCAGCGAGCCAUGGUCGAAGUACACGGCGACGUUGCUGCCGAGCAAUUCACCGGCGCGUAUGAGCGACAAUGCUGGGAAGUUGAUGAGCAUCAGGCUGGCGCUUGGGCUGAUCCCCUUCUUGGUCAGCAAGAUCUCUACCUACCAGCAUAUUACAAGACCGAGGCCAACACGAUUUUCAUCGGGGAGCAUACAAGCUACACGCACGCCUGGAUAUACUCGGCUCUUGACUCGGCGGUUCGUGGAACGACGCAACUUCUGCUCGAUAUGGGUCUUGUCGAUGAGGCCAAGCAGAUUGUAGAAGAAUGGAUGGGCCGGUGGAUCAACCUGUAA